GCAAAAGAGAAAACACUGGACCGACAAGAAAGCCGGAAAGUGAGGAUAGCAUCAGCAGCAAGUACACUUCCUCGGUCUGUAAAUUAACCUCGUAUAUACAAAGUCCUAUUAUUUUCAAGAUUCCAAACGAAGGUGAGGUACCUCAGUUCAGUUUCCGCCUUCACUUUCUUAUUCUGCUUCAGCCAAAUAUAGCCAAUCGUAACAGUGAUGAAGCAAGGAUCAGCAGUAAACAACCAACAGCUCUUGUGGGCUAGAGUGGUUAUGCGGAAAUGGUUUAACAUGAGCAGCAACGAGCCUGAUUACAGUGCUGACCCUGAUGAUGAUAAUGAGGAUGACCCCGAGACUGACUCAGACAAUGAAGGGUGGGGAAAACAGACACGGUUUUGGGACAGCAGAGAGGAACAAGCUCCGACUGAGACAAAUGAAUUUCUUCCAAGGUUAAGAAGGCAAAAGUCGCUAACUGUUAGGUCUGAAUAUAUAAACAAGAAGGAACUGAGAGUAUGUGUUGGAACAUGGAAUGUCGGGGGAAGGCUUCCACCUGUUGAUCUUGAUAUUGAUGAUUGGCUACGCAUCAACGAACCGGCUGAUAUCUAUGUUCUUGGUCUUCAGGAGAUCGUACCAUUAAAUCCUGGUAACAUUUUUGGUGCUGAAGAUACUCGACCAGUACCAAAAUGGGAAAACAUUAUUCGAGAUACACUGAAUAGAGUUAGACCAAAAGCCCCAAAGAUGAAAUCCUUCAGUGAUCCUCCGUCUCCAUCAAAAUUUAAGCCAUCGGAUGAUGUGGCAGACAUGGAAGAAGAAAUUUUACUUGAAAGCGACAGUGACAUUGGUGAGGAAGUCCUUCCUGUGGAUGAAGAUCACAACGUUUAUGAUGGAGGCACAGAUAAGCCGAACACAGAAGAAGAAGUCUUGGCUUCAGAUGCUGCUGAUAUUGGCAACACAGUUGGCAAUGAUUUACAGAGACAGUUUUCUGAAGGAAGGAGGUUGAGUAGGCUAAAUCAUUUCCGUGACGAAAAUUUGUCCCAGAAAACGGGAACCUCAUCUUCUCAACAGAUCAGUAAACUAUCCAGAAUGAUUAGUAGUUCUGAUAGAAUCGGUUUGAGUUGGCCAGAGCCACCACUGCAUUUGCUAUCUCAACCAUUGAAUAAACCAACUUCUUUUAAAUCUAUCAGAUCCUUUUCAGCAUCAAAGUCUUUCAGAACAUGUCAUUCUUUCAAGCCAACCAUGGAUGACAUAAUUUCUCUUGCUGAAAUCGACCUCGAAGCUUUGAUGAAGCGGAAAAGGAGAUCAUCGUAUGUAAGGAUAGUAAGCAAACAGAUGGUUGGGAUUUUCAUCACCAUAUGGGUUCGUCGUAGCUUGCGUAAACAUAUCCAGAAUUUAAAGGUCUCAACUGUUGGUGUCGGUGUUAUGGGCUAUAUUGGUAACAAGGGAUCAAUAUCUAUCAGCAUGUCUAUAUACCAGACACUCUUCUGUUUCAUAUGCACCCACCUUACGGCAGGUGAAAAGGAAGUCGAUGAACUUAAAAGAAAUGCUGAUGUUCGCGAAAUACAUCAAAGAACCCAGUUUCCUCUUGCUGAUAUUGGAGUUCCCAGAAAGAUCCUUGAUCAUGAAAGAAUAAUUUGGUUGGGUGAUCUGAAUUAUCGAAUCAACUUGUCGUAUGAGAAAACAAGAGAUUAUAUCUCAAAAAAGCAAUGGUCAAAAUUGAUUGAGAAAGACCAGCUUACAAAAGAACUGGAGAAAGGUGUAUUUCAUGGAUGGUCAGAAGGUGCAUUAAACUUCCCACCAACUUAUAAGUAUGAGAUUAAUUCAGAGAAAUAUUAUGGAGAGGACCCAAAGGUUGGAAGGCGAAUACCAUCAUGGUGUGAUCGUAUUCUUUCUUACGGCUUGGGAAUGAGAUUACUUAGAUAUGGAAGGACUGAACUUAAAUUUUCAGACCACAGACCAGUGACAGCCACAUACAUGGCAGAGGUUGAGGUGUUCUCUCCAAGGAAGCUGCAGAAAGCCCUGACUUUCACUGAUGCAGAGAUUGAAAAUGAAGAAGUCAUGGCAAAUUUAGAGACACUGUACGAGUUCUGAAGUAUUUAUUGAAUUUGAAGGAACAACAAUGGUAGCGAUUGCAACUUCAUAUUGGAUUUUUCAUUUUCAUUUUCUUUUUACUUAGCAUUUUACAGAAAGCAGUUGUAUGAUUUUUGUAAAGCAUAUGAUGAAUAAGAUGUAAAGCUUGUUGGUAAAUUGGGUAUAUUCACUUGAGUCGGCUUAUCAGUGAGGGUUUGGAUUAGUUUGCAUAAAGUUACAAACUUCACUGCACUCAUUGCACUAAAAAGAAGAUUGCUGCAGUGUGAUUAACAUUGUAUGUAAGACCUUUAAUGGGAAAAUCUCUGUAUGCUUAUAAAAAUAAA
Molecule: messenger RNA, 2399 nt
Organism: Vigna angularis (adzuki bean)
Lineage: Eukaryota; Viridiplantae; Streptophyta; Magnoliopsida; Fabales; Fabaceae
Product: type IV inositol polyphosphate 5-phosphatase 3
Exons: 14
Coding region: 208-2076 (622 amino acids)
Biological process (GO): phosphatidylinositol dephosphorylation
Molecular function (GO): phosphatidylinositol-4,5-bisphosphate 5-phosphatase activity; inositol-polyphosphate 5-phosphatase activity; phosphatidylinositol-3,4,5-trisphosphate 5-phosphatase activity
Source: RefSeq, a predicted model, not a curated record